CCGCAACUGUUCAGCAUGGCGUCACGCCGACCUGCCCAUUCCGCAUUGUGAUCUCCUCUCGCCACCCGUUGUCCCCAUGGAGCCCGCGCUUCUCUCCGCAAUCUCCGCAAUCCACGCGGCGCCAGCCCGUGCCGUGAUUGCCGUCACGGGAGGCGCGUCGCAGGCCGUGGGGUGGCUAGUGGCGGUGCCAGGCGCGUCGCAAACCGUCCUGGAGGCUGUGCUGCCGUACUCGCAGCGCGCCUUCGACCAGUACGUGGACGCCACGUGGCACGCGCAGGCGCAGGUGCAGCAGGCGCAGCUGAUUGUGCAGGCGCGGGGGGAGGACGGGCGGGCGGAGGGGAGUGCGGAGGAGGGAUGGGGGGCCGGGGGGGAGGAGGGAAAGGGUGGUGUGGAUGGAUCGCAAAAGCAGCAAGCUAGACAGUAUGUGAGCCGGGCAGCAGCACAGCAGCUCGCCUUCGCAUCGUACAGUCGAGCUCUCACUCUCGCUCCCAUCGCGCAGCCAGUGGUGGGCAUCGGGUGCACAUGCGCGCUGGUGUCCAGUGCGCCCAAGAGAGGCGCGCACAGGUGUCACAUCGCCGCCCGGUCGCAAGGCAUGCUCUGGGAAUACUCCCUGCACCUAUCCAAGGAGGCUCUGCGGUCCCGGCAGCAGGAGGAUGACAUGGCCAGUCGCCUCGUCAUCCGGGCGCUAGCAGCGAGCAUGGGGCUGCCAGCAGUGGCGGGGGGGGUGGCGGUGGGGGAGGGGCGGGGGGAUGGAGCUGAGGAGGCAGCAGCGGUGGUGGGGCGGGGGGAGCAGAUACGGGAGGUGCUCGAGGGGCGAGUGCCGUAUGCUGUCUUUGCCGCUCCAUCCUGGGCGAGCAGGUGGGGGGCAGCAGGGGAAGGGCGCAGAGUGGUGCUGUGCGGUUCCUUCAACCCGCUGCACCAGGGGCACACUGACCUCAUGGCGGCUGCACUGAGGGAGGUACCGGGUGGGGUGCCAUGCUACGAGAUGGCGGCAUGGAAUGCGGACAAGGGAGCUAUUCCCGUGGACGAGGUGGAGAGGCGAGUCGACCAGUUCACUGCACACGGUCACAUGGUGGUGGUGACCCGGCUGCCUCUCUUUGCCAGCAAGGCGUCGCUCUUCCACCACUCCACCUUUGUUAUCGGCUACGACACUGCGGUGCGCUUGCUCGACCCAAAGUAUUAUGGCAACAGCCAUGAGAGCAUGAUGGGGGUGCUGCACGGCAUUGCCCGCACCGGCUGUGAUUUCCUCGUUGCCGGCCGGCUUGUUGGCUCCACAUUCCAGUCGUCCGACAGUCUUGUGGUGCCUGAGUUCCUACGCGUUCUCUUCCGCGUCAUACCAGAGUCCAGCUUCCGAGCCGACAUCUCUUCCACUCAAAUCCGAGCUCAACACGCCGCUCAUGCUGCUGCUGCUGCUGCAACUGAUGCUGCUUCGUGAAGCUGGUAGUCCUAGCGAUUGCUGCAGAUGCUGUUGCAGUCCGGUGGUUGCUUCUGGAAGCCACUGAGACAAGGGUCUAAAGACCAGUCAAAAGAAGAACAGGCAAAACAAGAACAAGACCAGGGCGGCACUACUACCGUAAUCCCCCGGCUAUUGGACCCUAUGGUCUUCUUAGAAUUACAGGAAAAGGUGUCAAGGUGGACAUUAAUGUGGAUGGAAAUUAUUAGGACCCAUGUUCACAUACUUUACACUUAAGUGUCUAUUGUGCUGGAUGUACAGCAUUUGUAC
Closterium sp. NIES-67 is the source of this 1723-nucleotide messenger RNA. The record is from the annotation of a GenBank genome assembly. Lineage: Eukaryota; Viridiplantae; Streptophyta; Zygnematophyceae; Desmidiales; Closteriaceae.